AUGGACAUUAGUACACCUGCUCGCUGUGCCUCAGCGCAGGGAAGCGAGCGAACGAUUUACGAAGCCAAUACUGGUACAACGGCGACACAACCAAAUACCGAGCAUAAUCCAAGCACUAGUACUCCAGUGGACCGUUCGGGUAUGGAUUCUGCUGCCGUUGGGACCAGUGAUGAAGACAGCAUCAAUGUCGAGUCCGGACGAAGGCACUCAAUAGUGCAAGAACUUGCUCGUCAGUACACCAAAAACUCUGCCGUCGCCAUUCAGAGCGAUGCUCAGGGUCUAUUUGGCAAUGAUGACCCAACCUCACCACUCAACCCCAACGGGGCCAAGUUCAACGCUCGUACCUGGGCGAAAACAGUGGCGCAAAUGGCAGCUGAAGCCGGUUCUGGGUUCCGUCGCGCUGGAUUCUCCUUCCAAAAUCUAAACGUAUAUGGCUUUGGAGAAGAAACCGACUACCAGAAGGAUGUUGGCAACGUAUGGCUGGUGAUGGGUGGACUUCUGCGUCGUCUGAUGAACAAGGUGGGCAGUAAUGACCAUCGUAACAUGGGCAGAGUGGACAUCCUACGUAAUCUGGACGGUGUGGUGAAGCCAGGGGAGAUGCUUGUUGUCCUUGGUCCCCCUGGUGCUGGCUGCUCGACCUUUUUGAAGAGCAUUUCAGGUGAAACGAAUGGCAUUUACAUUGACGAGAGAGCUUCGUUCAACUACCAGGGCAUAUCGGCACAUGAGAUGCACACCAGCCAUAAAGGAGAGGCUAUUUAUACAGCCGAAGUCGAUGUUCAUUUCCCAAUGCUUUCCGUCGGAGACACCCUGACUUUUGCCGCACGAGCUAGAGAGCCGCAUACCAUGCCAACUGGAGUUUCGCGCAAGCAGUUCUCAAACCAUUAUCGAGACGUGGUCAUGGCAAUGUACGGAAUUAGCCACACAAUAAAUACACGCGUGGGUAAUGAGUACAUCCGAGGUGUUUCUGGUGGCGAGAGGAAGAGAGUUACCAUUGCAGAAGCCACUCUGUCCAGCGCACCAUUGCAAUGCUGGGACAAUUCCACGAGAGGCCUCGACUCUGCUAAUGCUAUCGAAUUCUGUAAGACGUUGCGCCUCCAAGCAGACGUCUUUGGUCGAACCAGCGCCGUCUCGAUAUACCAAGCCCCCCAAAGUGCCUAUGACCUGUUCGAUAAAGUUCUUGUGCUUUAUGAGGGUCGCCAAAUCUUCUAUGGAUCAACCGGCAAAGCUAAAGAAUAUUUCAUUAACCUUGGUUUUGAUUGUCCCGAUCGGCAAACUACCCCGGAUUUUCUCACGUCAAUGACAGCGCCAUCAGAGCGAAUUGUUCGCCAGGGGUAUGAGAAUCGUGCACCAAGAACCCCGGACGAGUUUGCUCAACGCUGGUUAGCGAGUCCGGAACGCAGUGCUUUAUUGGGAGAUAUCAACACGUUCAACCAAGAACACCCCCUCGAUGGUGCUGAUGCAGAUGCCUUCCGGGCGAAUAAACGAACGCAACAGGCCAAAGGGCAGCGACCCAAGUCUCCCUUCAUUCUCUCCUACAGCCAGCAAGUUCAGCUGUGUCUAUGGCGAGGAUGGAAACGUCUUAUCGGUGAUCCUGGUCUUACUAUCUUUGUGUUACUGGCAAACUCAAUUACUGCGUUGAUUAUUUCGUCUCUGUUUUACAAUAUGCAGCCCACUACUGCGAGCUUUUUCCAGCGCGCUGCUGUUCUCUUUGUCGCUAUUUUGGCGAAUGCUUUCUCAAGUGCCCUUGAAAUCCUUACGCAGUACGCUCAACGGCCGAUUGUUGAGAAGCAUAAUCGGUAUGGAUUUCAUCAUCCAUCUGCUGAAGCAUUUUCCUCUGUCAUUGUCGACAUGCCCUAUAAGAUCAGCAAUAGUAUUUUCUACAACCUGAUUCUGUACUUCAUGACGAAUCUAAAUCGAGAACCAGGAUCGUUCUUUUUCUUUUUGUUGGUUUCCUUCCUGAUGGUUAUGGCAAUGUCUGGUAUUUUCCGGUCAAUCGCCUCGUUGUCUCGAACUCUCUCUCAAGCCAUGGUGCCUGCAUCUGUCUUGAUCCUGGCUCUGGUUAUAUUCACAGGAUUUGUUAUCCCCGUGGACUAUAUGCUGGGCUGGUGUCGGUGGAUCAAUUACCUCGACCCAGUCGCGUACGGCUUCGAAGCCUUGAUGAUCAACGAGUUCAGCGGUCGGCGAUUCAAAUGCAAUUCGUUCGUCCCCAGCUCAGAUGUGGCGGGGUAUCAAGGCGUUGGAGGCUUGAAUAGGGCUUGCACAACCGUUGGGUCAGUUAUUGGGCAGGAUUUCGUUGACGGCGAUGCCUACAUCAACACGCUCUACAAGUACAACCACAGUCACAAGUGGCGUAAUGUCGGUAUCUUAAUCGCCUUCACCGUGUUCAAUCACCUUGUAUACUUCUUGGCCACGGAAUAUAUUUCGGAAAAGAAAUCCAAGGGCGAGGUUUUGGUAUUUCGACGAGGCCAUCUCCCCACAUCGGCCGCAAAUAAAGGCGAUGUUGAGGGCAGCAACUCUUCCCCAGCAAAGGUUACAGAAAAGUCCGGAACAACUCGGAAUGAAGAUGAUGCCGCCAUUCAAGCUUCGACUAGUGUCUUCCACUGGGGCAAUGUGUGCUACGAUAUUAAGAUCAAGGGAGAACCUAGACGCAUUUUGGAUAAUGUCGAUGGUUGGGUGAAGCCUGGUACACUUACAGCCCUUAUGGGCGUUUCAGGCGCAGGUAAAACAACAUUGCUAGACUGUCUGGCUGAUCGAAUCUCUAUGGGCGUAAUCACUGGCGAAAUGCUUAUCGACGGUAAAUUACGAGACUCUUCCUUCCAGCGGAAGACUGGCUAUGUGCAGCAACAGGAUCUUCAUCUCGAAACAACUACGGUCCGAGAAGCCCUAGAAUUCAGUGCCCUACUCCGACAACCGGACGCAACCCCAAGAGCUGAAAAGAUUGCGUAUGUGGACGAAGUAAUCAAGUUGCUCGACAUGCAGCCAUAUGCCGACGCAGUUGUCGGUACCCUGGGCGAGGGUCUCAACGUCGAGCAACGGAAGCGUCUUACCAUUGGUGUUGAGUUAGCCGCAAAACCGCCAUUACUUCUUUUUGUCGACGAACCAACGUCUGGACUUGACUCGCAGACGUCGUGGGCAAUCCUAGAUCUCCUGGAGAAGCUCUCAAAGGCAGGCCAGUCUAUUCUCUGUACGAUCCACCAGCCGUCUGCAAUGUUAUUCCAGCGCUUUGACCGGCUACUUUUUCUAGCCAAAGGCGGAAAAACUAUUUACUUUGGUAAUAUUGGAGAGAAUUCAUCCGUCAUGACCUCUUAUUUUGAACGAAAUGGUGCUUUACCCUGUCCUACUGGCGAUAAUCCUGCCGAGUGGAUGCUGGAAGUCAUCGGUGCGGCUCCGGGCGCCACCACGGAUAUUGACUGGCAUGAGACAUGGCGAUCAAGUAAGGAGUAUCAAGAAGUUCAAUCUGAGCUGCAGCGGCUCAAGUCAAAUGUCAGCGUGGAUGAAACGUCGAAAAGCGAAAACAAAGCUCUGUAUCGCGAGUUCGCCUCUCCCUUCUGGAGUCAACUCCUGGUUGUAUCUCAAAGAGUGUUUGAACAGUACUGGAGAACUCCAUCCUACAUCUACUCCAAGUUUAUACUCUGUACUUCGGUCUCACUAUUCAUCGGGCUUGUAUUUCUCGACGCACCCCUCAGCAUACAAGGUCUUCAAAAUCAGAUGUUUGCCAUUUUUAACAUCCUGAGCAUUUUCGGGCAACUCGUGCAGCAGCAAAUGCCGCAUUUCGUCACACAGCGAUCCUUGUAUGAAGUACGCGAGCGGCCAUCAAAGACAUAUAGCUGGAAAGUAUUCAUGCUAUCCCAGAUCAUUGUGGAAAUACCCUGGAAUACGCUCAUGUCUGUGGUCAUGUUUGUGUGUGUCUACUACCCCGUCGGCUUUAACAACAAUGCCAGCGCCGCGGGCCAGACCACAGAGCGCGGUGGACUCAUGUGGUUGCUGUUCUGGCAAUUUUUAAUGUUUACGUGCACCUUUGCGCAUGCCUGCAUCGCCAUUAUGGACACUGCUGAAGGCGGCGGCAAUUUGGCCAAUGUAUUCUUCAUGAUGUGUCUAUUGUUUUGUGGUGUUCUUGCGUCUCCGUCCACUAUGCCUGGAUUCUGGAUCUUCAUGUACCGAGUGUCGCCGUUUACAUACUGGGUUUCAUCUGUGUUAUCUACGGGCUUGGCGAACACGCAUGUCACAUGUAAUAGCAACGAGCUGGUGAGUUUUGAUGCGCCAGCUGGGAAGACUUGCGAAGAAUACAUGUCUGCGUAUAUUGGUAGCCGUGGUGGCUAUCUCGAUAGCAACAAUGCUUCAGGGCAGUGUCAGUAUUGCCCUGUUUCGGAUACUAACGUGUUCUUGGCUGGCAUUAGCUCAAACUAUGAUCAUCGUUGGCGCGACUUUGGCAUCGGCAUGGUGUACAUCGUGUUCAAUAUUGCGGCAUCAUUGUUUCUUUACUGGCUGGUUCGUGUGCCUAAGAAGAAGCGCAAUACCUGA
Messenger RNA from Pochonia chlamydosporia 170, 4521 nucleotides. Its product is annotated as ABC transporter CDR4. The record is from RefSeq and is a predicted model, not a curated record. Gene Ontology annotation, biological process: transmembrane transport. Gene Ontology annotation, cellular component: membrane. Gene Ontology annotation, molecular function: ABC-type transporter activity; ATP hydrolysis activity; ATP binding. Lineage: Eukaryota; Fungi; Ascomycota; Sordariomycetes; Hypocreales; Clavicipitaceae. The transcript is spliced from 2 exons. The coding region runs from base 1 to 4521 and encodes 1506 amino acids.